Molecule: messenger RNA, 1146 nt
Organism: Pyricularia grisea
Lineage: Eukaryota; Fungi; Ascomycota; Sordariomycetes; Magnaporthales; Pyriculariaceae
Exons: 1
Coding region: 1-1146 (381 amino acids)
Source: RefSeq, a predicted model, not a curated record
AUGUCGUCGGACUCGUCAAAGCCAGACGGCCAGAGAGGCUGGGGCCUCAAGAACCGGUCCAAAAACAAGGUCACGAGCAAAGAAUCGGUCGUCGACACGGCGGAGCCGCAGCCAGCGGAUGCGGACGACCUGAGUGACGUCAAACCGGUCGAGGAGAUUGAGAGUGACGAUGAAGAAAACGACGAAAGGCAUGCACAGCACCAUCGACUGCACCAGGGCGAAGACGGCAGCAGGAGCGGCGGGAGGAGGAGCAGCAAGCAGCACGGACGCGACUUGCGCAAGGAGUUUGAGAAGCAGACGCCCAAGGUGGGCGCGAGCGUGAGCGCACACGACGCCUACAAUCAAGAACCGGCAUACGUUGCGCCCAUCCCCAAGAUCCCACCGAUUCCACCUGUUGCGAGCCCCAGCUCGUUAGAAGGCCGCGACGGCAAAGACAGAAAUGGCGUUCCCGCGUCAAACAGGCCAAAAAUACCGCGAUGGGUCACCGAGAGGCUCAUAGGCAAAAGGAUAGAUGAAUAUGGCGACAUUGUGGAUGAUGACGGCAAGGUCCUGGGCCGAGUGGCGGGCGAUCUACCAUCAAUGGUUGGUCGAACCGUCCUGAACCAGCGCGGCGACAUAUUAGGCGAUGAUGGGGAGCUGCUGGGCUAUGUAGCCGAGGUCACCCCUUCCAAGGGCAAGCAAAAUGAGGCUGCCGAUGACGGGGACGAUAUGGAGAAAUACACAGAUGAGGAGGAUGACGGCGCACCGCGAUCCCCACCAAAAAGCAUAGACCAGUACACGGGCAAGUCUAGCGCAAGUCUACAGGUCGACCAUAGAGGAAACAUUCUCGACUCGUAUGGUAAUAUCAUCGGGCACUUCCGAGAUAAUCUCAGGAACCCUAAAACAGAAGCAGAGAUCAAAGCAGAGGAAAGACAGCAGCAGCGGGCAUCCUCUAGAGAACAGGAACAGUCGGGUCCGUCGAACUCGAAGACCAAAGAGAAGCCAGCAGAUGACAGGCCACCAAACGCUGCAGCUUGGAGGAAGGAGAACGAGAGUCCCUCUGAUAUAUUUUUGGACGUGAAAUCAACGACAGAAGGCAUCCAGUUGACCAUUCGGAUCCCAACUGUGUUUCCGAACGGUGGAACCCCGCGGGUGAACUUUUCCUAG